AUGUCAGUAAUAAUCAAUCCGAAAUAUAGAACUAAAUAUAUUUUAAAGAUUGAUCUGCCUGAAUACUCAAGCAUUUGGGACACAUUGAAAGAGAGCGAUAAUACUACUGAUAUCAUCAAUACUAAAGUUGAGGAUUACAAAGCAUCAAUAAGAGGUUGGGUUGAAAAAAUGGGCCGAAAACGUGGUCAGCUAAAUAACCAAUUAAUUGAUGAGGUUGUUGCGUUUGAAAAAGAACUUGCUAAAGCCUAUUCAGCAGCAUUGAUGGAUAAAUCUGAAGAUAAAUAUAUGAGUCUUGGUGAGCUCAUUGAAACUAGUCCUGAACGAAAGAUUCCAUGGGAAUUCGUGUUAAGAGAAAUUUUUGGAACCGUUAAUAUUACUUUAUCCAAGACUGAACCCAUCUUAUUAUCUCACCAAUCGUAUUAUAAGAGACUUGAUGAAAUAUUAUCGACUACCUCAAACAAAGUAAUUACUACGUAUAUUGGUUGGAAAUUUGUUUCCCAAUAUGGAGGACACUUAAAUGAUUUGCCUGUUGAUGAAGUGAAUCGUGAAAAAUAUUGCUUACAAGCAACAUUUAAAUAUUACAGUCAUGCAUUAAAGCGACUUUAUGUUGAAAAAUAUUUUGACUCGACUUCGCGAAAUAGAGUGGCUACAAUUGUGAAGACAAUUAAAACCUACUUAAUCAAUAACUUGCAAACUAUCUCAAUGGCCGAUAAAGAUCGUGAGAUGAAAAAUCGUAUUAAGAGAAAGCUUGAAAAAAUUGAAGGCUUGGUAGGUUAUGAUGAUUGGAUCGCCAAAAAGGAUAAAGUCGAAGAAUAUUAUUCAGACAUUCCCGAUUAUUCUGAUCGUAAAUAUCUUGGAAGUAUAAUAGAUGUAAUUACAGGACAAACUUAUAAAGAAUUAAGACGAUUGAGACAGAAAUUUACCAAACCAAUACCAAACCCCGAUGUUCCUGGUAUACUUUCUGUUGAUAGCUUCUUUGACCAAGAAAACUUGAAAUUAGGCUGCCCUGGUUCGAUAGAAAAGAUAUUCGCCAAGAAGCCAAAAAUUAGGAUUGGGGGGAUUGCAUGUGGCCGGCAAAACCUUGGUUCGAAAACCUGUGUGAGAAACUGUCUACGAAAGGCAGUCGAGCUAACAGGUACAAUCAAUUUUUUUUAUGUCAUCUUAAGUGCGUGA
Messenger RNA from Tetranychus urticae (two-spotted spider mite), 1173 nucleotides. Its product is annotated as endothelin-converting enzyme-like 1. Lineage: Eukaryota; Metazoa; Arthropoda; Arachnida; Trombidiformes; Tetranychidae. The record is from RefSeq and is a predicted model, not a curated record. Gene Ontology annotation, biological process: protein processing. Gene Ontology annotation, cellular component: plasma membrane. Gene Ontology annotation, molecular function: metalloendopeptidase activity.